Tetrahymena thermophila SB210 is the source of this 1380-nucleotide messenger RNA. RefSeq lists its product as hypothetical. Lineage: Eukaryota; Ciliophora; Oligohymenophorea; Hymenostomatida; Tetrahymenidae. The transcript has a single exon. The record is from RefSeq and is a predicted model, not a curated record.
UAAUUAAAAAAAAAAAAUUAUAAUCUAAGCUAAAAAAAUUUAAUAAAAACUUUCAGCAACUAAUUAACUCAUAAAUAAAUAAAUUAUCACUAUUUAACAAAAAUAUUAAAUUCCCUUCAAAUGAUUCUUUCUUAAGUCCUUGAGCUAAUACCUGAAGAAAGCCUUAACUAAAUCAAGACUUCUAUCCUUAAAAUCCUUGAUGAAAAAAUCAAAAACCGUUACUACAUUAACAAGCAUUUCCAAAAUGCUAUCAUGAACUAUUUUUUGGAAGAUUAUGGUUCAUUCUACUUACGUGAUUAAUUCGACAAAUAAUCCAAUAGAGAAGUUCGUCGUUACUUAACCUCACUUGCCGGAGAGCGUGGAUAUAAAGGUACUAAAUACAUGAUUAUGAUGAAUAUCUACUUUGAUGUUCACAAAGGGUUCGAUCUUAUAAAUGAAUACCGCCAGCUCUUAAAAAACGUUGCACUCUAAGAAAAUUCGUUCGAUCCUGAAUCACAAGAAUAUAUCUCCCACGCUUGGAAGAAAGCUUUUGGCUUGUUUGUGCUAGCUCAUAGUUUUGAUCGCAGCUUAACAUCUAUUUUUGAUAUUUGGAAUAGCCUUUUCCUUGAUUAAAAGAUUUUUAGAAAGAGAAGACCUAAUUCUAAAACAUCCUAUUCAAAUUCUUAAAAAGCAUAAAAUAUGCAAAAUUAAUCAUAAAAAUCUUGCCUAAAAUAGUAGGAUAGUUCUUAUGAUUAAGACUCAUCUAUUUCCUAAACUAAUGAAAAAUAGGAGAAGCAAAAGCUCUUAGUCAAAUAAGAAUUUGCUGACAGUUCUCUCACUACUUGUAAUUCUACAGUCAAGAAUUCCAAUAUGAACAAAAACAACUUAAAAAUGAUCAAUGCCAACAAUCAACCUCAAUAAAAAUCUUUUUGUGAAAGCACUUCUAUUUACACUAAUAACUUCGAAACAGCAUCAGAUUCAAUAUCCCACACUUCAAACAAUUUGUAAGAUUCAAAAGAGGUGCGCUUCGCUUCUAAUAAUCAGAAUAUUUCUAUAUAUGCUUUCCAACCUUAAAUUCCACUACAAUAAGUAAUUCCUCCUUAACCUUCUCAAUUCUUGCUUUAAGGAUAAAAAAUAGUUACCAUCCCUCCAGUAUAAAUAAUAAACCAAUCAAAUAAUAACUUGUUCCAAGGAGUAGUAUCUCCUUUUGGAUAAUAAGCUAUAUUUAUAAAUCCCCAACACAUCAUGAUCAACUAACAACAAAUGAUUGCUCUCUAACACUAAUAAUAGCAAUAAUUAUUACAGUAGUAGUACUAACAACAAAUGAUGUUAGUUGAGUAGUAAAAGUAAUUUAAUUUGUUAUUAGCAUAACAAUUGCCUAAAGUUGUUGGAACAGUUUGA